Messenger RNA from Dioscorea cayenensis subsp. rotundata (Guinea yam), 492 nucleotides. Its product is annotated as zinc finger protein ZAT2-like. The record is from RefSeq and is a predicted model, not a curated record. Gene Ontology annotation, molecular function: DNA-binding transcription factor activity. The coding region runs from base 1 to 492 and encodes 163 amino acids. Lineage: Eukaryota; Viridiplantae; Streptophyta; Magnoliopsida; Dioscoreales; Dioscoreaceae. The transcript has a single exon.
AUGGAUGAUGAAAAUGAUGAUCCAUCAUGCAGAGUUUGCAAGAAGACAUUCAAAUCAAUGAAAUCAUUAUAUGGUCACAUGAGAUGUCAUCAGAGAAACUGGAGAGGAGUAAGUCCUCCACCAAAUGCAGCUGAUUUCAGUGAUUCUAAUCAAGCUUUGCCCCCGAAGAAUUGGUCGAUAACUGCGAAAAGAGGUCGAAAAGCCGGAAAAAGUAGUACUACUCCUUCAAGUCCUAAUGAUCCAAUAUUAACUGAUGCUGUCACUAAUCUUUUGCUUCUUGCAAACCAACAAUCGAAAGCCGAAAAACCGGAGAAGAAGUCGGAAUUAAGACGACAUCAAUGUGUUACUUGUAGCAAAAUCUUUACUUCUCAUCAAGCAUUGGGAGGUCAUAGAUCAAGUCACAAGAAAGUUAUUGUUAAUGAAGAUCGAAAAGUUCGAAAAUUGCUCGAUUUCGACUUGAAUGAACCUCCAAAGGAGGAAGAUGAGUAUUAA